Messenger RNA from Parathielavia appendiculata, 1365 nucleotides. RefSeq lists its product as uncharacterized. Gene Ontology annotation, biological process: phospholipid biosynthetic process. Gene Ontology annotation, molecular function: phosphatidylserine decarboxylase activity. The transcript has 5 exons. The record is from RefSeq and is a predicted model, not a curated record. Bases 1 to 1365 code for a protein of 454 amino acids. NCBI's taxonomy places the organism in Eukaryota, Fungi, Ascomycota, Sordariomycetes, Sordariales, Chaetomiaceae.
AUGGUACAUCAACACGGCGACCACAGCGAAAUUCCGCACAAGCAUCGCGUCGACAGACCCGGUGCUUGGUUGCCCGCUGACCACCGUGUCCAUCGUGAGUGGCUGGGUCGCCAAAUUGACCUUGUCGACAAACAUGGAGAGAAGGAACUCAUCCCAGUGUUGCGCGAGUUCAAGGAGUUGAUCGAGAGUAACCCCCGCAUUUACAUGUACUUCACCGAGAUGUGGGAUGAGAUUCCGUCCAAGCCACCGUACCAGAAUGAUCCAACGGGGAAGUCCCAGAUUCGGAACUAUCACCACAUGCUUCAGGUUCUGAACUAUGUGUUCGGCCGUGCACCUGAGUGGACGGAUGCGGCCGCGAGCGUAGGCAUGGUCGGAGUUCCGAUGGCGGCUAUCUUUGACUACGCAAUGGGCACGCCAAGCGGCCAUGCAGCCUUUCUGGAUCCAGAUGUCAAUCGCAUGUUGAAGAAGAUCCUCAACGAGUGGGGCAAGUACCUCAAGGUAUGUUCUAAUCUCACGCUCAACACGUCCCCGGAGUCAGCAGAGGUCCUGGGCGACCACCGAGCCGGUUGGUUUGGGGAGGUGGGCUACAAGGACCUGAUGGAGGUGGCCAAUGCCCCCAACAAAACGUCCUUCGAAUUUCAGGACAUGUACAUCUGCGAGCCGUCAGAGAAGCAUUUUGGCUUCAAGUCAUGGGACGACUUCUUCACUCGCAAAAUAAAAGACUCUGCGCGGCCAGUCGUCUCUCCCGACGACGACAAUGUCGUCGCCAACGCUUGCGAGUCAAAGGUAUUCAACGUAUGCCGGGACGCCAAGCUGCGUGACAAGUUCUGGAUCAAGGGGCAGCCGUACUCCGUGGUCGACAUGCUCGGCAACGACCCCUUAUCGAAACAGUUCGCGGGCGCCACCGUCUAUCAGGCCUUCCUCUCCGCUCUCUCCUACCACCGGUGGCACGCGCCGGUCUCGGGCAGGGUCAAGCGCUGUUUCGUGCGCGACGGGACCUACUUUAGCGAGCCGCUGUUCGAGUCCUCGGCCGAUGGGGGCGACAUCGACACGGGAGGCAUCAGCGUGGCACAGGGUUAUCUCUCGGCGCUGGCGACGCGCGCCAUCAUCUUCAUCGAGGCCGACAACCCGGCCAUCGGGCUCAUGGCCUUCAUCGGAAUCGGCAUGGACGAGGUCAGCACCUGCGAGAUCACGGUAACGGAGGGGCAGCAUGUCAAGAAGGGGGACGAGAUUGGCAUGUUCCACUUUGGCGGCUCGUCGUUCUGUCUCCUGUUACGGAAGGGGGUCAAGGUAAGGGGGUUCCCCGAGCCUGGGAGGAAAGAGAACGUACCGGUGCGUUCUCGGCUAGCGGUUGUCGAGCCGUGA